Saimiri boliviensis boliviensis (Bolivian squirrel monkey) is the source of this 2333-nucleotide messenger RNA. It is a transcript of the gene RAB3B, whose product is annotated as RAB3B, member RAS oncogene family. Gene Ontology annotation, molecular function: GTP binding; GTPase activity. NCBI's taxonomy places the organism in Eukaryota, Metazoa, Chordata, Mammalia, Primates, Cebidae. The record is from RefSeq and is a predicted model, not a curated record.
CGCCCCUGGGCGGGGCCUGGAUGCGGCCGGAGUCGAGCAGCUCCGGAGCCUCAGCCCUCAGCCCUCAGGCGCCGCUGUGCUGACUGGACCCGACCCGCUCGCAGCCCCGCGCGGCGCCCUGCCCCGGCCGCCGCCGCGCCCUCCCGCCGCCAGGUCCUGCCGUCCCGCCGACCGUCCGAGGGCGAACCCGUCGUCCCGCACUCGGAGUCCACGAUGGCUUCAGUGACAGAUGGUAAAACUGGAGUCAAAGAUGCCUCUGACCAGAAUUUUGACUACAUGUUUAAGCUGCUUAUCAUUGGCAACAGCAGUGUUGGCAAGACCUCCUUCCUCUUCCGCUAUGCUGAUGACACAUUCACCCCAGCCUUCGUUAGCACUGUAGGCAUCGACUUCAAGGUGAAGACCGUCUACCGUCAGGAGAAGCGAGUGAAACUACAGAUCUGGGACACAGCUGGGCAGGAGCGGUACCGGACCAUCACAACAGCCUAUUACCGUGGAGCCAUGGGCUUCAUUCUGAUGUAUGACAUCACCAAUGAGGAGUCCUUCAAUGCUGUCCAAGACUGGGCUACUCAGAUCAAGACCUACUCCUGGGACAAUGCACAAGUUAUUCUGGUGGGGAACAAGUGUGACAUGGAGGAAGAGAGGGUUGUUCCCACUGAGAAGGGCCGGCUUCUCGCAGAGCAGCUUGGGUUUGAUUUCUUUGAAGCCAGUGCAAAGGAGAACAUCAGUGUAAGGCAGGCCUUCGAGCGCCUGGUGGAUGCCAUUUGCGACAAGAUGUCUGAUUCAAUGGACACAGACCCCUCGAUGCUGGGCUCCUCCAAGAACACGCGUCUCUCGGACACCCCGCCGCUGCUGCAGCAGAACUGCUCAUGCUAGGCAAGGCCCACCUUCCUGACCUCCCAUCCUUGUGGCCCCACACCCAGUCUGCUUCUCUCUGUUACACAUUGUCCACUCUCAGCCCUGAGCAAGAUGAAUUGCUGCUAUUCUUUGCCUGCCCCUGGGGUUCUCUGCAGAUGGUCCCAGUAAUAGAUACUCAGCACUAGACUAACAGAACAGGUCACUACACAGGUGGAGAUUCACUUUACAAAAGAAGACUCUGUUUUAGAAAGGGGAUUCACUACAGGGACUUAGCAGUCUCUUCUCUGCUUUUAAAAUAAGAGUUCCUCCGUUUAUCAAGAUUUGACACACACACACUCUUCAGGGGCAGGCCAGUUGUGUAAAGUGAGGCUUGCCUACAUAGCUAAUCCUAUUAAAGAUAACUUCCCAAAGCACAGCAUGCUUGUUUCAUAUUGGGCUCCCUGCGGGGCUUUCACUCACUACAAGUAAAGCUUGGGCUCUCAAAGACCUGUGCCUGUUACCACAGAUGCCCACAGGGCCUGGGCAGUUGCUGUGGUGACAGGCAGAGCUAUUCUUCAGAGAGCUCAGACUCUCUAAUGAUGCUGAUGGAGCAAAGGCUGAGUCAGAAACACACUUAAGAGAAAAAGAUUAUCCCCUGCAAAAUGUCAGAAGUUCCUGUUAUAUGAAAGAGCAGGCAAGUAAGCUUAAGAAAGACAAAGAGAAAGAGAAAAAGAAAAAGAGAAACACAGGCAAGGUCAAGAAACAGAUUGCUGCUUUUCCAGUGGGUUCUUAACUGUGGGAACUUAGUGAAAUUGGUUAUUGAUUCUUAGACUCCUAGAACCUGAGGAUUUUAGAGUUGAUGGGAUUCCCAAAUUUACCUAGUCUGAUGUAGUCAAUUCUAACUUUCCUUUUUCUGAUAAGUGACUGUCAAGCCUAACAAUCAAAUCUCUUUCUUCUACAGCACACCUUGUAGGCAGGGACAGGAGCUCAUUUUCCACACCAUCUUGGUCAACUCUCAUAGAAUGUUUUCCUUCCUGCAAGCUCAAAUCUGUCUCCUGGAAACUCUUCUUCUUCCCACCCUAUUGGUACCAGUUCUGCUGUUAGAGACUUCACAGUCUCUGCGCCCUCUGCCCUGUGACACCCUCAGACUACUUGAGAACAGGAAUCAUGACUCCUGGGAUUCGCCUUUUCUCUAGGUCAAAUACCUCUGUAAUUCCACCUGCUGUUCUCCAUAGGGUCUUCUCUCCAUCCUGCCCCUUUCCUCCAAUCUAUCUUUUAAUUGCUUCUGAGCAGUCUAAUUGAGAAGUACAAUUCAAAGAAAAAUAAAUCUAAGGUAGCAUGACCCUGAAAAAAUUGAGAAAAUUGAACUCAGAGGUCCUGAUCCCAACCCCGUUCUCCUGGGGGUGAAACCUUAGCUUUUACCAGAGAGCAUGGCAAACCACUUCUGGUGGAAGCCCCUUAAUUAAACACCUGAGGAAAAAAAAGAAAUUCAGAGACCA